AUUCAUUCAAUCAUCGAAAAAUGCUCUUCUUCCUCAUUUUUCUGGGUCUGAUGGCCACUGCUUCAGCAAAAGCGGGCCGCUGCAACGAAGGUGACCAGGACGCUCAUUUUGAUUCGAACAAAUUCUGGAAAUGUGAGGGUGGGCGGUGGAUUGUUGUAACUUGUCAGAUUAACUAUUUUUAUGAUGCUACAACUGGCUUCUGCUACCUGUCCCGAUUCCCAACUACCCGUCCUUACCCACCACCAUUCCCGACUCGCCCCCGACCAACUCAGGGCCACCGCUGCUACCCUGGCACUAGAAUCCCGUACCCACAUGACCAUACCAUGUUCCUCGAGUGUUCAACUGAUGGAACAGAGUAUAUUAAAAGAUAUUGCCAGCCUGAUGCGGUUUUCGUGCAACGGGAGAACAUGUGUGUGGCCAUUCAGACCACGUACCGCCCGACGAGAACAUGGCCGACGACUACAACUACUCCAUACUAUGGUGCAUGCAAGGAAUCUGCCGGUCAUGAUGGGUAUAAGCCGGAUGUUUACAAUUGCAAGAAUUUCUAUCAGUGUGCUUCAGGCCUCUGGACCCAACGUAGCUGCGGAGAAGGGACCAUCUGGGACCAGCACAAGCUGACGUGCGACCACAACCGUGGUCAGUGCCGUCCAACAAGCCCAACCGUUCAGCCGACGUAUCAACCAACAUGGCGUCCAACUGCCUACCCACCAAAUGAGGUUAAGAAGUGAUAUUUUGAUAUAUAUAUGGUUUUUAAGCUUAAUCUGAAAUUGAUUGUGAAUAAAUAAAUCAAUUUACAGUAUUAUUUA
Messenger RNA from Caenorhabditis elegans, 806 nucleotides. RefSeq names its product Chitin-binding type-2 domain-containing protein (gene ule-1). The transcript is spliced from 4 exons. The record is from RefSeq and is marked reviewed. Gene Ontology annotation, molecular function: chitin binding. Gene Ontology annotation, cellular component: extracellular region. Bases 21 to 728 code for a protein of 235 amino acids. NCBI's taxonomy places the organism in Eukaryota, Metazoa, Nematoda, Chromadorea, Rhabditida, Rhabditidae.